GUCAGAAUUGGAUCUAGAAAGUCUUUAUUAGCGGUUCGCCAAUCGGAGAUAGUCGGAGAAGCAAUUAAUCGUUUCUAUCCAAAUCUCAGUAUAAAUAUUUCAAAGGUUUUUACUUUAGGUGACCAGGUCCAAAAUAGACCAUUAUACUCCUUUGGAGGUAAAGCUUUAUGGACAAAAGAGCUUGAAAUUCUCCUACUUCAAGAUGUUGGGGAAUACCAAAAAAUUGAUCUCAUAGCUCACUCUUUGAAAGAUAUGCCAACCAUCUUGCCUGAAGAGUUUGAAUUAGGAUGCAUUAUUAGCAGAGAAGACCCAAGGGAUGCUUUGGUUAUGAAAAAGGAUUCUCCUUACAAAUCUCUGACCGAUUUACCAGCUGGAAGUAUUGUUGGUACCUCUUCAGUUCGUCGGUCUGCCCAAAUCAAUAAAAAUUAUCCACAUCUUACGUUCAAAUCGGUACGAGGAAAUAUACACACAAGAUUGAGCAAGCUAGAUGCCCCAGAUUCCGACUAUGCAUGUAUCAUUUUAGCAGCUGCAGGAUUGAUUCGUUGCAACUUGGAUGAUAGAAUUACCAAGUUUUUGAACUGUAAUGAGAUGUACCAUGCAGUUGGACAAGGAGCUAUCGGAGUAGAAAUUCAGAAAAACAACGAAAAGAUGCGUCUAUUAUGUAGCGUCAUCGGUUGCCGCACAACCACUUGGAAGUGUGUUGCAGAGCGUAGUUUACUGAGAAGAUUGGAAGGUGGGUGUUCUGUUCCAGUUGGCGUGUGGUCUACAUUAGAAGAUAACAAUGUUUUAAGGUUAAAGGCGAUUGUCUUGAGCGUUGAUGGUAAGGAAAGUGUUGAGGAUGUUCACGAAAAGGUAAUGGCAUGCGAUAAAGAUGCAUUGGAUCUAGGUUUGGAAUUAGCUGAAAAAUUGAUUGCCAAGGGUGCAAAAAAAAUUUUGGAUGAAAUCAAUUUCAGUAAAGUAGAGGAA
This is a messenger RNA of Pichia membranifaciens NRRL Y-2026, 966 nucleotides long. RefSeq lists its product as hypothetical. The record is from RefSeq and is a predicted model, not a curated record. The annotation marks the transcript as partial. Gene Ontology annotation, molecular function: hydroxymethylbilane synthase activity. NCBI's taxonomy places the organism in Eukaryota, Fungi, Ascomycota, Pichiomycetes, Pichiales, Pichiaceae. Gene Ontology annotation, biological process: heme biosynthetic process. The transcript is spliced from 2 exons. Gene Ontology annotation, cellular component: cytoplasm.